CCAUACACCCGAGCGGCCGCUAGGGUUCCUAGCCGCCGCCGCCCCUCCACCGUCGCGUGCCAAGCCGUCGGUGCCGCUUCCCCGCCGCGACCUCCUCUUCCUACAUUGCUCGUCGGACCUCCUCCCUUCCCCCCACCUCAAAACAGGAACACAACAAAAAAUUCCAUCCUACCCAUCGUCGAGCGGCUCGUUGCCACCGGGACCGCCUGUGCCACGGGAGUACUACGCUGGAACCGCCACAGCCUCGUGACCGCCGCGACCUCCACUGCCAUCCCACGCCACGCCUCUUCUUCUCUUGCCCCCGGUCUCGGAGGUGGGAUUGUAGUGGGCCUAGUGAAGUAGAGGGGAGAUCUGGGCGUCAGAGCGGAGGAGGAGCAAGGUGGACCAGGCCACACACAAAUCAGGGGUCAUCCUACCCGCGCCAAGCAUACCCAUGCCUGGUUGUUGUUGAUCUAACGCCAUAGUGCACACAAGGUGUUUGAGGCUGCCGGUCCAGCCAUAUGGAAGAUGCUUUGGAGAUCAAGGACGUGGAAGAAAUCGUAGAGGCAAUCCUCAUCCGCCUCCCGUCUGGUGAGCCUGAGAAUUUCGUCCGUGCAUCCCUCGUCUGCAAACUGUGGUGCCACCUCCUCUCCGACAAUGGCUUCCUCGGCCGCUAUCGAGCCUUCCAUAAUGCACCACCUAUGCUCGGACUUCUCCAUAGUUGGUUCUGCAAUGACCCCUUCAUCCCCAUCACCAAAUUUAUCCCCCGUGGUCACCCUAAACACAAUAAUGUGGCCGUCUGCCGCCACGGCCGUGUCCUAUUUUCAGAUUGGGUUAUCUGGUUCCCCAUGACGGGCAACACUAGGGAGCUACCAGCACCGCAGAGAGGCGAAAAUUGGAAUACUGAUGAAUGUGCAGCUGUGCUUUGUGCCGUUGACGGUUGCGACCAUGGGGCUUGCCAAUCGGGCCCAUUUUUUGUGGUCUCCAUCGGCCUUGACGAAGAGAAGGUGGCCACGGCGAUCGUGUAUUCUUCGGAGACGAGUACUUGGAGCGCCCCGACCUUCCUUGACCUAGCUUUAUUGAGAGUGAUAUCAGUCUCUCUUGGAUGCCCGGUGUGCUCUCCGGAGGCGCGCUACAUUUUAUCUUGAUGCACGAUGCUCGUCUUGGUGUACUUAAGUAUGACUUGGGAACGUCUUGCCUAUCAGAGAUUGAGCCGACGUUUGAGAUCCAGAGCGCCCGCUAUGACUCUCAUGCCCUGAUUGCGCCGGAGGACGGCCAACUGGGGAUUGCGAGGCUCAAUGGUUUCAAUCUCUCUGUGUACUGGAGGGAGGUUUGUCACGACCAGGUUGCAACGUGGAAAAAAUCUGAAGUCAUCGAUCUAAAGAAGCAUCUCCUUGCAAGCGAUCCCAUGAUCUCACAUACUGAGUUGGUUGGCUCUGUUGAAAGAACGGCUAUCAUCUUCGCAACCACAAAUAUUGGCACCUACAUGAUUGAUCUCAAGUCACUAAGGCCGAAGAAGCUCACGAGCGAGCUUCGUCUUUUCAACCAUCCAUGGGCUCUGUUCCCCUAUUUUAGCUUCUACAAUCCACUAGUGGGACAAGUUGAGAACGUGGCCGGGUUAGGAGAAAGUGAAAUGGGAAGCAUUGAUGAGGAAUCGGGAGAGAGUGAAUCUAGAAGCAGUGACAGGGAAUCAGGAGAAAGUGAUGCUGGAAGCAGCGAGGGCGAAAUGAGAAAACUGAUGCUGGAAGCACCGAUGAUGAAGCAAAAGAAGCCGAAGCUAGAAACAUCAUCGACGAAGCAUAGACCUUGAGUGAGGGCUUGAAGCAUGGUCAUUUUGUCUACCAUUUUGAUAUUGAUUCUUGUUCAAGGCCCUACCAGUCAGUAACUAAAGUGUACUUAUAAACCUGGCAAAGUUGUAGCGUGAAUCCCAAAUAAGUAGACUUGUCGUGGAGUAGUCGAUUGUUGCAACUAAGCCAUGACUUCAGGUUUUGUGUCAGAGUCGGAACAGAGUGCUUUCAAAA
This is a messenger RNA of Triticum dicoccoides, 2000 nucleotides long. RefSeq lists its product as uncharacterized. Bases 1085 to 1789 code for a protein of 234 amino acids. The record is from RefSeq and is a predicted model, not a curated record. Lineage: Eukaryota; Viridiplantae; Streptophyta; Magnoliopsida; Poales; Poaceae. The transcript has 3 exons.